UUCAUCGACUCCGACAGCCCCCUAUCAAUGAUUGGGAAGAGAUGAAACUUCGUUUGAAGGAAAAAUUUCUUCCUCUUGAUUAUGAGGAGACACUCUUCGAAGAACUUCUGAAACUUCGUCAAGGGAGCUCUUCCGUAGAGGAGUAUACAGCCCGAUUCCAUGAGUUGAUGAUCCGCAGCAACCUCACGGAGACGGAUCGACAGUCCCUAACUCGGUACCGAUCCGGGCUGAGGGAUGACAUCAAGAGGGAGCUAAUGACGACGCGCAUCUUCAGCCUAUAGGAGGCAUACCAACUCGCCAUUCGAGUUGAAUCGCAGCUACGACAAAGACGCCCUGCGCAAGCACCGGUUGCACGAAGAUUUUUCGAGCGCAGCACCAACCGAGGAGUUCCAUUUCCUCGAGGUAACGCCCCUGCUUUCAUAUCUGAAACCUCUGUAAAUAGAAGCACAUAUCAGGAAAGGGGUGCUCCAAGGGCUAAUGAAAAGGGUAAAGGUCCUAUGCCACAAUCCACACCGCAAGGGAAGAAUCCUGUUGAAUGCUACAAGUGCGGCGGGCGAGGCCAUUUUGCCGUUGUUUGUCCUACCCGAGACCAACGAUUUGCAUUGGUAUGUGAAGAGGAUGAGAUCAUAGGACCCUCUGAAGUCACUCCUCCCUCUCAGUCCACUGAUGAAGAGAAAAAUGAAGGGAACGAAGAACAUGAUGAAGAAGUCCCUGCGGUGGAACUAGAAGCUUCAGAUCUACCUGUGUGCGUCGUGCGGCGGGGUCUUACGGGUUGCAAGCAGGAGGAGAACGUGGAGGAAGAUUGGAGGUGCAUCAAUAUCUUCCACACUCGCGUCAAGCAUGCCAACAAAUCUCUAAACCUCAUCAUUGACAAUGGAAGCUGCAUGAGCAUCAUUUCUGAAGAAGUGCUGAAAAAGCUGAAUCUGAAACCGGUACCGCAUCCAAAGCCGUAUCGGGCCGCGUUUACAGCUGAACCCGUGUCCACGACACUUCCCCUCCCAUGUCCAAAGAACAGAGCAAGCACCACGCCCCCUCGCGGACUUAAACCAACUCACGGCAUCCCCGGCAUCCGCAAUUCAUCUUCAUCCCAUGAUCAAAUCCAAGUCCCAGGCGCCCAUUCCCUUCGUCACACAACAUCUUCCCACACCCAAACACAACCCCUGUUCCGCAUCCAAGCACCUUACAAAGACUUCCACAAAAUCCCAGCAACUUCAUCUUCUUUCGGAUUCGUUUCAUCCAUAUCCCGCUGCCAGCCAGGAUAGCAUCCCGUGUCCCACAAAACCAAGUCAGCUUCUCCCGCGAUGCAUGCCAAGCAAAUCAUCCCUCCCACGUUUUCUUACCAAACAAAGCCCAUCUGCAUCCUCAUCCCAACUCCAUCAUCCCGGAUUCCUCCCAGCAUAUCCGGGUAUUCCUUAUCCGAAUUCCCUUCAUCCCGUUCAUGUUCGGAUAUGCCUGAUUCAACCAUCCACAUGAGAAAUCUCACACGGUAUCUCCCCUGUUCUUGCAAUCAACCUUAUCCCAACGUCCCAGCAGCCAUCCUCACAUCCUCUUCAAUGUCCCAGCUCAUCUUCCCACGCGUCCGGUUCAGCAUCCGAAACCUCAUCAUCUCCCAGCCAUUUCCUUCUUUCCAUGAGCCAAUAUCCCUCCGGAUAACAUCCUAUCAUCUCCCAACCAACUUCAGUUCUUAUCCACCGUUCACAGCCUCCUCUGCUUCCUUCCCAUCCGCAUACAUUGCUCCACAUCACAGCCGUAUCUCUCUUCCCUCUUUCGAACCAAGCCAAUCGUCACCCAAAGAUCUCUUCCGGCUUAAUCUCCCAACGUCCAAGUUCAUACCAGCUGCCGUGGAUCGGAUCAAGCAGCAUCUCCGUGAACAUCCCGAGCUUCAUGAUGAGUUCCCUUUCUUCUGAAUAAUCUCCCAGCUCACACGUUUGUUCCCAGCAUCCUUAUCCCACGGAUUGCAUCCCAGCCCGCGAUUCAUCUUCAUCUCCUAUGCUUCCGGAUCAUCUCAAAUCCCAUCCGUGAGCAUCGCCCACGUCGCAUCCGCAGAUCAAGCUCCUCAGCUUAGCAAAACAGACUACUCCUCCAUCUUCAUCCCAUUCCGUUCCUAGCUCCCCUGUUUCGGAACAACUUCUUCCCAGCCAGUGAGCAUCUCUUCCUUAACCGAACUCAAAGAUUACCGCCCCAUCGUUCCAGAUUUCUUCUCACAAAUCAUCUCCCUUGCUCCACAUUCGCAUGGGAUCCCCUGUGUCCAAAAACAGAGCAAAGUCUCAGCGACCAUGGUCCACUCCAUCCGCAAAUAUCUCCCUAGCUUCCACGUCUCCGUAUUCAUCCUCAUCCUCCUGAAUCAUCUGCGAACAAGUUCAUCCAAACUCCCAGCAGAUCUUCAACAUCAGUUCGGAUUGGUUUUUGAUCCAUCCAGAUUCUGAGAACACUUCCCAUCCCGUUCAUGAUUCAUUCCUAUCCCACUGCCUCCGCAAGUCAAACAUCCCACCGUUCACAAGGAUAAACUCGGCCAGCAACCAUCCGUGAUGAAGCUUCCCAUGCUUCCGCAUCUUCCACGCGAUCUUCCCAGUUCUGCUUCAACCAUUCCGAGCUUCACGUGAAUCACAGCCAGCAGCAGCCGUGGAUCAACCUCUCGUGGAUCAUCAUCUUCAGCCAUCUUUAUCUUCCCAUCCGGAAGACCAUAUCCACAGGAUGAAAUAGAGGGGAUGCGGAGCUUAUAAAAGGAUGAGUUCCCCUCCUUCCGAACCAGCUCUUCGGAGGCGGAGUCCCAUGGGAAACAGAGAAGGGAGAGAAGUUUGGGUCUUUUUGAGAAUGCCUUCUCAAAAGAAAAAAAAUAAUGAAUUGCUAGAGAAGGAAGGAGAGAUCUAGGGAAGG
This is a messenger RNA of Phoenix dactylifera (date palm), 2877 nucleotides long. The record is from RefSeq and is a predicted model, not a curated record. NCBI's taxonomy places the organism in Eukaryota, Viridiplantae, Streptophyta, Magnoliopsida, Arecales, Arecaceae.